UUAUAUAUAAGAACUUCAUAUAGAAGUUCAAAAUAAUAAUGAAACUUAUCGCGUUAAAAUCAAUUGUGAUAAAAAAAUUUACGUUGACAAUAAUAACAAUAAUAAACGUUACUAUUGCUACCAAAAACGUUUCGUAUACCGACAGUGACGUUACAUGUUCGACUACAAGAGAAGGCGAUGAUGAGAAGAAAAGUAUUUCGAACUAUUCCGUUCUCUACGAGUAUUUGACUGGAACUGGAGCUCAUAAUUUCAGUGAAUCUGUGACAAUCGGGUUCCUGGGUGCUUAUAGACAAGCUCAAGUUAUGCUUGGAGCCUUGCCGUUAGCUAUUGAAGCUGUAAAUGAAGAUGCAAAUUUAUUGCCUGGGCGUCGUCUAAACUAUGUGGCAGCAGACAUCGGUACUAACCCUCCCGCCCUGGGACUGUCUAGAGGCAAAUCAUCUUUGGCGGCCCACGCCAUACGCGUUAUGACAGAAAUGAGGGAUAAUGGGACCGUGGCGUUCAUUGGACCGGACGAUACUUGUUCGUCUGAAGCAUUAGUCGCAGCCGCUUGGAAUUUGCCCAUGAUUUCAUAUAGAUGCAGCGAUACAAGAGUAUCGAACAAAAGAAUAUUUUUAACCUUCGCAAGAACUUUACCGCCAUCAAGUAAAGUUUCCAAGAGCGUCGUAGCCUUACUCAGAGCGUUCGACUGGCAUACAUUUGUAGUUGUAUCAGGAUCUCAUCCGGCAUCUGGCAGCGAAGUUCAAGAAGCGAUCGAGGAGCAAAGUCAACUACACGGCCUUACUAUAACAGACACAAAAUUAUACUCCGAUUACAUACCUGAAUAUAUUGAGCAGAUGGAUAACAUCGUCGCAGAUACUUAUCUCAGAACUAGAGUGUACGUGUUUGUCGGGGAACACAUCGCUUUAAUAGAUUUCAUCAAGUGUCUCCAAAGGAGAAAACUGCUCGAGACCGGAGACUACGUCGUCAUAUCCGUCGACGAUGAAAUUUACGAUCCGAACAGGAGAAUAAAGCUAAUUCGAAGGGAUUAUUUGGAUCCAUUUCUACAUCACGAAGGGUGGGGUAAUGUCAGUGACGUAAUGGGAUUUAGAUCGGUGUUGAAAUUGACACCAUCUCAUCCUAGGAAUCCAAAUUACAAAUACAUUUGCGAGCAAAUUAAGGCAACCUCUGCAAAGCCGCCAUUUUGUGUACCAUAUCAUCACAAAAUAUUUGACAGUAUCUCGGUACCGAUUCAAGCCGCAUAUUUGUAUGACGCCGUGAUGAUAUAUGCUAGAGCCCUCACCGAAGUCUUUGAAAAUCAUGAGGAUCCUCGGAAUGGAUCUGCGAUUUUGAACAGAAUCAUUAAUAGGUCCUACCAUUCUGUUCAAGGCUAUGACGUAUUCAUUGACAAUAAUGGAGAUGCAGAGGGAAACUUCACAGUGGUCGCUCUGCUUGACGACAAAGAGAUGAAUGGAACGCUUAGAAUGAGUAUGCAACCAGUCGGUUAUUUCCAAUAUAAAUCGAACGGAAGUAAUAAGAUGUCUGCAUUACCGGAAUUCAAAUACUUUGACUUGGAGCGGCCUAUACAGUGGGUAGGUGGGAAACUACCACGUGCUGAGCCCAAAUGUGGAUUUUAUGGAGAGAAAUGUAUAUACAAGAUCGACUGGAAACUCAUCGCAAGCAUGAUUUUGGUUUCGACAAUAGUUAUCGUCGGAGUGCUUUUUGCCGUCAAACAUUACCGUUACGAGCAAAAAUUGGCAUGUUUAUUGUGGAAAAUUGAUAUGAAGGACGUGACCAUUAUUCCUACAGAAACUACUGAAAUUGAAAGCCAGAACAUGAAAAUGAUACGAGUAUGUAGACACAGCCUCUUCCAGCCACCUACAAGUAAUAGUAUCGAUAUUUCAGAACAAACUACAAAGAGAGCACAUACAACCAUUGGAUUGUACAAAGGAAAUAUUGUGGCAAUCAAGUAUCUACAUAAAAGAUCGGUGGAUCUUUCCAGAUCGAUAAGAAAGGAGUUAAAACAGAUUCGAGAAGCCAGACACGAAAAUCUGAUUCCGUUUGUCGGAGCUUGUGUGGAUCACGGCAACGUUGCCAUUUUAACAGCGUAUUCAGCCAGGGGAAGUCUGGAAGACGUACUUAAGAAUAAGGAUUUGAGUUUGGACACUAUGUUUAUAUCAUCGUUGGUAGCCGACAUUUUAAAGGGGAUGAUAUAUCUACACGACAGCGAAAUUGUGUCUCACGGCAACUUAACAUCGAGUAAUUGCUUGAUAGAUAGCAGAUGGGUACUGCAGAUCUCAGAUUUUGGUCUUCAUGAAUUUAAAGCCAAUCAAGAUGAUCCAAAUUGGGAAGACAAGGAACUAAGGAGGCUUGUUUACCGAGCUCCUGAAUUAUUGAGGGAUCCUUCGCCAGUACCGAGAGGUAGUCAGAAAGGAGAUGUUUACUCUUUUGCUAUAUUGCUGUAUGAAAUCAUUGGCAGGGAAGGUCCUUGGGGUAAAAGUACUUUAGAUCGAAGAGAAAUUAUCAAAGGCGUAAAAAAAGAACAUCAAGAAGUACCUCUGAGACCACCUUUGGAACAACUGGGAGCUGCGCAAUAUAUAAUUAAAUGUAUAAAAGCUUGUUGGACUGAAGAACCAGAGCAACGUCCUGAUAUUAGAUAUGUCAGAGUUAGGCUAAAACAAAUGCAGGCCGGCUUAAAGCCAAACAUUUUCGACAAUAUGUUGGCCAUAAUGGAAAAAUACGCUUACAAUUUGGAAGGAUUAGUCCAAGAACGAACUAAUCAGUUGACUGAAGAGAAAAAAAAGACCGAUGCUCUUCUUCACAGAAUGUUACCAAAAACAGUCGCCGAUUCCUUGAAAAAAGGUGAACGAGUCGAAGCUGAAUCCUUCGAAUGCGUGACAAUAUAUUUCAGCGACAUCGUCGGAUUCACCGAACUGUCUGCAGUCAGUACACCAUUACAAGUCAUCGACCUUCUCAACGAUCUUUACACCUUAUUUGAUUCAAUUAUAUCUCAUUAUGACGUAUACAAGGUGGAGACAAUAGGUGAUGCCUACAUGGUAGUCAGCGGUUUGCCUAUAAGGAAUGGCGACAGACAUGCGGGGGAAAUUGCUUCUAUGGCUCUACACUUACUUAGUAAAAUUAAGAGAUUCGACAUUAAGCACAGACAGGGCGAAGUACUUCAAUUAAGAAUAGGAAUACAUUCGGGGCAUGUGGUUGCUGGUGUAGUUGGUCUAAAAAUGCCUAGAUACUGCCUCUUCGGAGACACUGUCAAUACCGCUUCUAGGAUGGAAAGUUAUGGAGAAGCUUUCAAAAUUCACAUAUCACAUGCUACGUUCAUGUUACUUCAAAGACUGGGUGGAUAUUGCUGUGAUGAGAGAGGAGUAAUUCCUAUCAAGGGGAAAGGAGAGAUGCAGACUUAUUGGCUUGUUGGCGAUGAUCCAGCUCAAAGAUUGGCUCGUAUCAGAGAAGAAAUAGUAGGAUCAUCGUUAUUUAGCAGUAUUAGUUCAGAAAGACUGAGUAAUAAAACUCCAGAUCUGUUAAGGAGAACUGGAGUGAACCUUGAAAGCGAUCUUCACAUGUACGAAAAUUGCCAAUCAUGUUUGUCCCAAUCAACGUGUCCAGUUGUGCAACUUCAUCAACGAGCUAGAAGGGCGUUUAACCCUAUCCAAAGUCAGGAAACUGUUGACGGCAGCUUCGACAUGCUGUGUCCAGAGAUGUACAGAUAUCACACUACAAGGCUGAACUACAGUUGCGCACACAGGAACCCCAGGUCUGCACCUACGAUUACUUUUACGGAUCACAACGAACACUUCAUUUGAUUUCAGAUGAUUUUUAACGAAAUCCAUCCAGUAUAAAUGUUUUUUGUCAAUUAUAAUAAUAAUUAAUGUUUAUAUAAACGUAAUUUCAAUGAAAUGUUUGUAUAACACUUCGCAGGUGAAGCGAUCAGUACAAAGUUUUUGGGGUUUUCAAGAAAAAUUGUAUAAAUACAUGGAAAGUUUUUUAUAUAUAUUUUUUAAUAAUAUCCUAUUCCAAAAUGUCUAACUCCCUAUUUGAUUUUUACUCGAUCAUCUUUUUGAAGAAUUUAUCAUUAUUUGAGCAAGCUGGUUUAAUACUAUAUUUUAUCUACAACUAUUGACCUGUAAUAAUUUGCUGUAUAAUUUACUGUGUCUAUCCAAUUUAAUAUUAAAUCUGACAUCACGAUUGAGUAACAAUACAGGGUGGUUCAUCUAUCUAUCUGAAUUAGGGCGUGGUUUAAAGCCCACUAAUGCUGAAGCUUUGGGCUCAUUGUACCCUUCACAGUUUCUAUCACAUCAGAUUGAUUUUCUUGAUGAAUUCAAAAAUAUGUCUGAUGGGCGCUACAACCAUAGUGUAAAGCCAGUGCAUUACACUUGGUUUAAGCCCCCAUAUGUUCCUUACUAUCCAUCUACAGGUCCAUAGUGUUCUUACAGCUUUUUCUGUUAUUUUUUCUAUAUGCCUGCAGAAGCUAAGCUUAUCAUUAAGCUUGUCCUUCAUUCGUUGAAGGUUCUUUUUUCUUGUGAAUGCAACAACAGAGGAUUUUGUCGGGUUUGUGGACAAUCCCUCUUUUAGGCACCAUCUUUCGACAAUAUUUAGUGCCCGCUGCAUCCUUUCGGAUACAACAGACCCAAAUUUACCAUUUACUACGAUGCUUAUGUUGUCUGCAAAUGCUUGCGUGUAGUUUUUUUUCUCUCUAACUCCCAUAAGGGGUCAUCAACCACCAAGGUCCACAUAAGAGGAAAUAACACUCCUUCCUGCGGGCAUCCUCUGUUAACUUCUUGUGUUAAGGAGAUUACUGGUAAUGGUUCUAUGAUUAAGCAUGAACUCAACUCACUUCGUAAUGCAGUGGGCUACUCCACGCCUGUGCCCGGUAUUGAAUUGUAUGAAGCCGAAUCACAGGCUCCUUCUAUAUCUAGGAAGACUCCUAGUGCUAUUUCUUUGCUUUUCACUGCUUGUUCAGCCUCUUUGAGCUAGCCUAUGUAUGGCUGCAUCGCAAGACUUUUCAGAUUGGUAGGCAAACUGGUAUCGAUGUAUCGGUUUAUCCCAUAGAACAUCAUCCCGUAUAUAUCUAUCGAUCAAUUUUUCCAAUGUUUUUAGGAGAAAUGAUGUUAGGCUGAUUGGUCUAAAAGAUUUGGUCUCCUCGUAAGAAGCUUUCCCGGGUUUGGGAAUGAAAACAACCUCCAUCUUUGUGGAAUAUAUCCGAGUACUAUGCUACUUCGGAAUAGUUUACAUAGUGGUCCCUACAGUACUUCCUGGCCCUUUUGUAGUGCCGGGAUUAUACCAUCAGGUCCAGCUGUUUUGUAUGGUUAAAAGGAAUUUAUCACCCACACAAGUUUUGUUCUAUUUACUAUUGAGUUUGCAAGAGACCAGUUUGUUUUUGAAGCCCUAUAAAUUGGUGCCUCAAUACUCCAGUUCUUUUGAUCAAGAAUAAUCUCAUAUUCAGGUAAGUGUGACUUUAGUAGUAAAUCUAAAUUCUCCUCCUCUGUUUUUGUGAGUUCUCCUAGUUGAGUUUUCAGAGAUCUCAUUCAUACUUGCUUAUCUCUCUGUAGAGUUUUCCUGAGUCUGGAACAUUCUGAAAGGCUUUCAAUGCCGUCACAGAAUUUCUUCCAGAAAUUUUCUUUGGCUUUCCUAAUGGCAUAGCCAAAUUCUCUCCUGUAUGCCUUAUAGGAUUCCCCGUUCCUUGAACUUUUGGACGGGUUAAAGUGUAUACGAACUUCUGCUCUUUUUUUAGGAAGGUCUAGAUUCCACCAUACAGCGUGUCGAUCCUCUUUUCUAAUUUUUAAAGGACAGUUUUUUCAAACGUGUUGUUUAGGAUUCAUGUCAGAAAUUCUGACAUAAACUCAAAUUCCACUGAAUUAUUCGGUGUCAGAGGACAGUCCUCCAGUCCCUGUUUGAGUUCUUUGUAUGUCUUCUGACCCGAAGUUUUUUUACCCAUCAGUUUAUAUCGUUAAAAAUUAAUCGAAGUGCUCUGUGAGCACGCCUCUGGAAUUACUAAAUCAACUAUAACAUAUCUGAAAGAUAUCUUAUGAAGAUGUCAACAAACUUUUGAAAAUUUAAUUAAAAUCGACCAAAAUCUUCUCUAGAUAUUAAUAAAAACUUAUUUAAAAAAAUCUUAAAUAUUAAAAAGGAUCAUAGUUUAUUGGACAAGGUACCUUUAGCCAGUUGAUGAAACGAUAUAAACUGGAUCACCCUGUAUAAAAUUAUUCAAUUAUACUGUAGGUAAUUAUUAUUUAAUUCAGUAGCAAUUAAUAGUAAUAAUUACCUAUCGAAUAUCGUGUACUUAAUGGAAUUAAUGGAUAUAUUAUGCUAUUAUAGUAGAAUCAAUGAAUAUAUUAUGCAAUAGUUGUAGAUAAACACACGGUUGCAAGACUUGUUAAAUCUCUUAACAGCGCUAAUGAUCCCAUAACUUUAUUAGUCUUUGGUCCAAGUUUAUUAAGCCCAUGAAUUUUAAUCUUUCAACCAGCUGAUACCAUUUUAAUUCCUUAAUAUUAUAACUUUGCAACUUGUAAACGUUUUACUUUAUUAUUCAUCAAUUAUGAAUACAUUCCAACAAUUAUACCUGAUCGCUCACCAAACAGUGUAAUUUUGUGGCUGUUAACGUUAACUUAAGUACCUAUCUAAAUAAUGAA
Messenger RNA from Psylliodes chrysocephalus, 6620 nucleotides. The record is from the annotation of a GenBank genome assembly. NCBI's taxonomy places the organism in Eukaryota, Metazoa, Arthropoda, Insecta, Coleoptera, Chrysomelidae.